This is a messenger RNA of Brassica oleracea var. oleracea, 402 nucleotides long. Its product is annotated as prostatic spermine-binding protein-like. NCBI's taxonomy places the organism in Eukaryota, Viridiplantae, Streptophyta, Magnoliopsida, Brassicales, Brassicaceae. The transcript has a single exon. The annotation marks the transcript as partial. The record is from RefSeq and is a predicted model, not a curated record.
GAUGAUGAUGAUGAUAAUGACGAUAAAGGUUGUGAUGAUGUUGAAGGUGCUGAGGAUGAAGAUGAUAGUGUCGGUGAGGAUGAUGAUGUUAACGAGGAUGGUGAUGAUGAUAAUGACGAAGACGAUGAUGAUGAUGGAGGUAACUGUGACAGUGAUGAAGAUGAGAGUGGUGAUGAUGAGGAAGGUGCUGAGGAUGAAGAGUAUGAAGUUGGUGAUGGUCAUAAUGAUGACGUUGAGGAGGAUAUAGAGGAUGAUGUCAAUGAUAAUGACGCUGGCUUUUCUGAUGCAAUAAUCGACAUAAACAUAAAGGCACGCAAUAAAACUGAGGAGGAAGAAGAAUCUGGACGUGAUGAGAAUGCAGAGGCGAGGACAAGGAAACGAAUGAGGUUAAGCCCUGUGUAG